AUGUCAGAUGAUGAGUCCAUUGUGGGCUCAUCAGAUAAACAGGAUGAAGAUUCUUAUCCUACAUCACAAUCUGACACAGAUAUCGUUGAUAAUGACAAACUAUCGCAGAAUUACGGAGCAGAAUUAUAUUCAAUGCUCGAUUCAGAAGAGCAAAAACAAAUUUCACUACGUAAUUCAACCAUGAGAAAUAAAGCCAAGUCCUUAAACAAGACGAAACUACAAGAUUUAACAAAAAAGGAACUUCCAGGAUUAUACAUUAAUAUUUCUAGCCAAAAUGAUUCUGAAAAAUUAAAAUCAAAACCCAAAGAUCAAAAAACACUGAGAAAUAUUCUUGACCUUUACAAACUCCACUCCUUUCUCAAAACGGCAAGACUUCCAUUUGUAGUACUACUCGAUAUUGAACUUAACCGUCUGCUACAAUGGCUUGCGCCAACAGAAGAAGAGAAAUUAGCUAAAGAGCAGGUUUUAUUGCAGUUGGAAAUAGUUGUCAACGCGUUGUUCCCUCAUGGUAAAUUGAAGGUUUUCGGAUCCUACUUGACCGGUUUGUCGUUACCGGGAGCUGAUAUCGAUGUGUGUAUUCAUUCGGAAGGAGACCAACUAUGCAUAUUGAAUAUGGUCGUUUACGCACUUAAUAGGCUAGGACUAGUUCAUUCGUUUGAGUGCAUUUAUAACACUACAGUUCCUGUAGUCAAAUUAGUAGAUAAAAGAACAGGAGUUAGAUUAGAUUUGAGCGUGUACAAUGACUCAGCUUUCAAAACUACCAAAUUCAUACAGGAAAUGUGCCUUAAGUACAAGUAUAUGCAGCCUCUGAUACUCUUGAUAAAGUUAUUCCUCCAGUCUAGGAGCCUUGGAGAUACAUAUUUUGGAGGAGUGGGAUCGUACCUGCUGUACUGCAUGGUGCUGAGCUUUCUACAGCUCCACAACUCGACAACAAAUAACACAUUCGAUGACAAAAACUCAUUAGCGACUCUCUACGUAGACUUUUUCUACUACUGGGGGUUCGUCAGAGACUACAAACAAUUCACUACAACAGUCCGGGGACUAGGCCACGUUUACCCUAGGGCACUCAGGAAAGAUAAAUCGGAUAAUACUUUUAGCUGCGAAAAUCCUCUUGACAACACAGUUGAUAUUGGAGCCAAUUCAUUCAACAUGCACACUGUGAUUUCUUCAUUCCAAAACGCAUUUAUGGUAAUUUUAUUAAUAACUCAUUUAAUAUAUGUACUGAAGAGUAUAGAGUCAAAUGUGCCUAAUUGGUUUCCAAGCAAGGAAGUGUCUUUCGAGAUGAACUUUUCCACAAUCCUCGAGUCAAUAUAUGACAUUGGUCACCCUAUUUUCCAAUAUAGGAAGAGUAAAAGGUGCUCCAACAUCCGAAACGAGUUCUUUCCAGAGAACUCUAAAACAAUGAUUUCCUCAUUAGAGACUGUAAUAAACCACCUAAAGAAGACAUUUGAUGGUACUAAAACUAACACUUUCAAUGCGCAGAGGCACCUAAUAGAGUCAUUAUCAUUGGGAAGUGAUGAUGUAACAAUCGGAGAAGAAAUGCCUUUUUACAUUGUAGCCGAGGCUGUUGGGAGAGACAAAACUAAACUUAAAUCUUAA
Molecule: messenger RNA, 1599 nt
Organism: Theileria annulata
Lineage: Eukaryota; Apicomplexa; Aconoidasida; Piroplasmida; Theileriidae
Product: topoisomerase-related nucleotidyltransferase, putative
Exons: 10
Coding region: 1-1599 (532 amino acids)
Biological process (GO): RNA 3'-end processing
Cellular component (GO): TRAMP complex; nucleolus
Molecular function (GO): poly(A) RNA polymerase activity; mRNA binding
Source: RefSeq, a predicted model, not a curated record